This is a messenger RNA of Fibroporia radiculosa, 1143 nucleotides long. RefSeq lists its product as uncharacterized. NCBI's taxonomy places the organism in Eukaryota, Fungi, Basidiomycota, Agaricomycetes, Polyporales, Fibroporiaceae. Gene Ontology annotation, molecular function: Hsp90 protein binding. The record is from RefSeq and is a predicted model, not a curated record. The transcript is spliced from 7 exons. The coding region runs from base 1 to 1143 and encodes 380 amino acids.
AUGGCCUCGAAGCAAACCUCCAAGUCCGGUGGCAGGGACCCUUUUGUUCGCAUGCCAGAUACAAUCAAGAACGUGCUGUCUUCAUACGGCGGGGGACCCUACGCUAACAAUAUGGAAGGACUCAUGAACCACCUUGCGACCCAGGAUCUUGACUCCUUGGAGGCUCUCCUCGCUUCUGUUAGUGGCAUGAGUCCAUCUGCAGACCAGCUGGAGAGGUUUGAUUACACCACAGCGCCUGUUCGCAGAGAUUCGUUCUGGGUCGUGCAGCUUACACCGAUGGGGUUUCUAGGGCAGGAUGGCCAUUCCCCUGGAAGCCAACCUAUCUUCUCUAUUACUAUCUAUGACGACAUCCUUUUUGGUGCAGAAGAACCCACUGCCUGGCCUGCCAUCUUCAGACUUCGUAUUGAAUCAUCGCCUACAAGGUCAAGCCACACAUUGAUGCACUCCGGCCUUUCCUGGAUUCGCUCCCCAAUCCUUUCCAGCUGGCGUCUCGAGACACCGGAAGAGACUGAAGAGGUAGCUACGGGUGUCCAUGGAUUGAACGUUGCAGGUGUCGCCAAGGGGAUCGUGACCGCUGAGUCGGAGAAGGCCCUCGGAAAUGAGGCAGUGGGGCGAAAAGACCGGGCGGAAGCGCUGAAGCAUUACACUGAGGCGAUUGAGAACCUCGUUGAGGCGUUGGCUCAGAAGCCGACGGACGCCGAAACGAAGCGUUGCAAGAAUUUACUAAGCGUGUGCCUAUCUAACCGCGCAGCGGCACAUCUUUUAGAAGGUGACGGUAGAGACCCCAAGAAGGCUCUGGAGGACGCUGAGCAGGCAACCGAGAUGGAUGGGAAUUAUGGAAAGGCGUACUACCGUCAAGCCAAAGCAUACCAAUUUCUAUCUGAACCGCCAAAAGCAAUUGAUGUGCUUACCACUGCCCUUCGGAAACCGAGCAUCGCUUCUGACAAGGGGUUGAAUGACGCCCUCGUAGAUGCAUAUGGAGGAUUCCCAGAAGAUGACGAGGAACUACGAAAAUUCUGUCGAGAACUAUUUGUAAAUGGUGAUGGUGACAAGCGCGCGAGGGGUCUCUCUGAAUUUGAGCGCAGAGCGGAAGCGCAUGCAAACAAAGUAUUGGGCGCUCAAAUAUCUGUGAAGAGCCUGUGA